This is a messenger RNA of Musca domestica (house fly), 2604 nucleotides long. RefSeq names its product TRAF3-interacting protein 1 (gene IFT54). The coding region runs from base 118 to 2307 and encodes 729 amino acids. Gene Ontology annotation, molecular function: microtubule binding. Gene Ontology annotation, cellular component: centrosome; axoneme; ciliary basal body. Gene Ontology annotation, biological process: intraciliary transport; regulation of microtubule cytoskeleton organization; cilium assembly. NCBI's taxonomy places the organism in Eukaryota, Metazoa, Arthropoda, Insecta, Diptera, Muscidae. The record is from RefSeq and is a predicted model, not a curated record. The transcript has 5 exons.
AAGGUAACUAAGCACUGACUGACUUGGCCAGCUAUUGUUUCUUGAUUUCAACACAACUAGUAAUGCUGAAUUAUUAAAAAUUUGGAAAAAUUAUAAUAAAAAGAAAUCUCGCUAAACAUGUCCGAAGAUAUAAAUCCGGCUGUUAUUAAACAUACCCAGGAAACAUUGGGGAAAUAUGUUAAGAAACCACAUUUAACGGAAAAACUUUUAAGGAAGCCACCUUUUCGAUUCUUGCAUGAUGUGUUUGCUGUGGUUAUUCGAGAUACUGGUUGCUUUGAGGGCCUGUAUACACCGGAUGAACUGAAUUCCGAUAAUAUUAAAGAUCGGGAGGACAAAAUGCGUUUCCUGCAAAAAAUGAUUGAUGUUGUGCGCAUUUGUACCAAUGUACCCUUAACGGUGAAGACUUCAAAAAUUGUGGCUGGCCAUGAAGCGGAGAAGACCAAUGAACUGUUACAGUUAAUGGGAAAAAUAAUAGAAAACAAAUUAAAUUGGCAACCGGCAGUGGAACAAGUCCUCAAAGGCAAAGAUCCAACAAAGACCAGCGAUAAGCCCAAGGAGAAAGUGAAAGAUAAGGAACCCUCAAAGGCAAAGGACCCAUCAAAAACUAGUAAAGUUCCUAACAAAGCUACCAAACAAGCGACUGUAAACAAAGAAGAGAAAACCAAACGUCCCAAGGAAAAGGAAAAAGUUACUAAUUCAAAAGAAAAGACGUCUUCUAAGACAAAGGAAAAAGAGAAAGUUUCCAGCAAGUCAAAGGAAUCCGCAAGCAAAAAAUCGACCAAAACUGAGUCGCAAAACAAUAAUAAAAGUGUUUCACCCGACAAGGAAGUGAAGACGAAGAAAAAGGAGGAACCUCCCAAGAUUGCGAAAGAAGCUGCCCAAUUUUCACAUGAGAUGGAAGAAGAGAAGGUCGAUAAACCAAUUGAGGUGGAAAGGAAAAAUAGUUUAAUGGGCGACACAAUUAAUUUGGAAAAUUUAAACGGUGAUAUGCUAACAGAAAGUAAACUUUUGGAAACGGUUACAUCAAAAACAGAUGAAGAACCAGAAAUAAAACCUCCAAGAACCAGUAGUGGCAAACGAUCUGGAGGAAAAUCUAGGAAACUCAGGGAAGACAAUCAUGAAAACUCACCAUCCAAGGAUGAAAAUAAUGAUAAUGAAAGCAGAAAAUCUUCAGGAAAAUCUGCAAGAAAAGAAGAGGAGGACAUUGCCACAAAUGGAAGCGAAGAAAAAAGGAAGUCAUCAAGCAGACUAAGAAAUAAAAAUCAAAAUAAUGAAGUUCCAAUAGAGGAAACAAAAAAAGAAGAAAGCAAUAAUGAUAGAUCUUCUGCAAAACCUAAACGAGCUGAAGAAGAAUUACAACAACAGCCACAAGAACCAUUGUUGCCUACAGAGCCCCACUCAUCUCCCAAACUAAACAAAGAAAAAAUAGAGAAAAUCCCCAACUCACCACCAAGUAGUUCCAGCAAACCGGAACAAAACGAACCCCAACCUUUGCCGAUUGCCAUAGCUGCGGGCAUUAUCCCUCAAGAUCCGGUAAUUAAGCGUGAAUCCACAUUUAUACGAGAAAACUCUAAGGAAUCAACAACUAAACCCAAUCGCCCACGAACUUCGUUGCGACCACCUUCAGCGAGACCACCCUCAGCUCGUCCGGGCGCCCCACGAAGACGUGAUCGUAAUAUUGAAAUUAUUCUACAGCCCAAUGAUCAAAUUAAAAUGUCCGGUAUUCAGGUGAAAUUGGAAAAUUUUGGAGAUUUAGAUGAUGAUGGAGAAAAUUUAGUUAUAAUUGAAAAUCCCGAUGCUAUACAUGCUGGUGAACUAUCCACCAAUGGGGAUGUAUUAAAAACGGAUGUGGAUUUAGAUGGCAUGGAACAGCAGGGACAUUUGGUACAACAAAUAUUGGAAACGCAAAAGGAAUUGACACAGCAGAAAGAUUUCAAUCAGCAAAUCAAAAAUGAAAAGGACACUGUCAAUGGCAUGGUUAUGAAGCAAACAUCCAUGAAUAAUCUACGCGAUGUCAUACAAAGUUUAACUAAGUCCAUUAAUCCUCUGGGAAAAUUAAUGGAUUUCAUACCCGAAGAUAUCGAUGCAAUGCAAUUGGAGUUUACAAUGUGGCGUGAUACCUAUACCCAGGCAGCUAAUCAGUUGAAAAGGGAGAAAAGCCUCACCGAAUCUGCCACCGAACCCAUGAAAAAUCAAUUGCUACAAAUCGAAUCGAGCAUUCAGGAGUAUAUGGAAAUGAUCGAUGCCAGCCGUGUUAAAAUUUUACAAAAUAAUGACAAAAUAUUUAAAAUGUUAACACAUUCCUAAUUGAUUUGUUGUUAUUUGUUUGGUGAGUGAGUGAGGAUAUUUGUACCUCCUACUAUUUGCUCACUUGAUUUGUUGUCACCGAAAUUUGUCCAAAAUAUUCAAGUACUGUAAGACUUGUUUAUUUUCGGCGAAGCUUCAAGAAAGACACCUUUGUUGAUUUAUAUCUUUUUCAAUAACAAAUAAAUAAAUAUCGUAACAAACCGUAACAUUCAUACGCCGAUAUAUAUCAUAAUCAGUUAAAUCAAUACCAAAAAUAAAUUCACAAUAUUUACUUGGCCUAUCUGUGGCUAUAAUGAA